Centruroides sculpturatus (bark scorpion) is the source of this 1542-nucleotide messenger RNA. RefSeq lists its product as uncharacterized. The record is from RefSeq and is a predicted model, not a curated record. The coding region runs from base 1 to 1542 and encodes 513 amino acids. NCBI's taxonomy places the organism in Eukaryota, Metazoa, Arthropoda, Arachnida, Scorpiones, Buthidae. The transcript is spliced from 8 exons.
AUGGCGUCGUAUCGGAGCGAAACGACGCUUAUAAAUACUAGAGUUUCCAUAGAAUUUGAAAAGGAGAUUUUACUUUUAUCAGUUUAUAACAUUCGCUGCCACGACACCAACUCUCUGGGAGGAGCGGAAGUUUUCACUGCCGUUUUGAAAAAGCCCGACGGGUUCAAAGGUCAUCCCAUUUUUGCAGAAAACAGAAACAUUAGGGCGGCGGCGGACGAAGAAUGCCAGAUUCGAGAAGACAAAACCAAUCCGUCCAACGUCGUUUACAGGUUGAAAGUUUCCGAUUACGUCAAGUGUCCGGUGGAGCGGAAAAACGAAUUUGUUUCGGUCAGAAUUUGGUUUCCUCAGUUGGACGGAAUCGUCAUGGCCGACGAUCAAGAUGUCGUCGUUAGAUGCAAACCUCCGUUAGCCAUUGUCACCGAACAGAAAGUUACUUCUUUCUCCGGAAGCAUGCCUCCGAGUGGAAGAGUUUCGGGAGUGGUGGAAGGAGAUCCCGGAGAGCUGGUUUAUAAUAUAGGAUUAUAUCAGGAAUCAACGCCUAGGAGUAAUAAUUUCGAUUUAGACGUGGAAGAAAUUGUUCCGAUAGGAACGAUGCUGCAGCUUAGAGCCAAUAUCAAUAAUAAAUCUGCCUGGAAGUACGUCAAACUAUUAGAAGUGACAGUUUCCGCCGACGAGAACGACCCUUAUCAUAAAGGACACAUAACAUUAGUUAAAAAUGGGUGUAGAGUUAAAGAAUACGACACUAUCGUUCCCAAUCAACCUAAGAGGCCCGCGGAUAACACGGCGGAAGUCAGCAUGAAUUUUCAAGCAUUUCUACUGGACAACACGGAAGAAAAUGGGAAACUAUGGAUACACACGCAGAUCAAGGCUUGCUUGGAGGCCACCGAUUGCUUAGCGGAAUUUUGUUUGGAUUUGUAUCAGCCUUCGGGCCACGGAAGGAAGAGGAGAAGUUCGGAUAAUUCCACAGGAACUAAUCGACACGCGAGAAAAUCAGAUUCCACUUCCAUUGGCGAAAAUAUCGGAAUAACAGUAUCCUUGCCUGGAACUAAUUCUUUUGAUUUUAAGGUCUUUAAGGACAACUUUCAUUUUAAUUUACAUUUGUACGGAUUUUUUCAUUGUAAUUCACGCUUGAAAGUGGCCGCUCGCUGCGUCAUUUUCGUCAUCACUUUUCAAUAUUAUUUUAUUAAAUUGAAUCUUUUAUUCGAGCGAAUAAUUUUUCGGCAAAAUAACGUAUUUGAUUAUUAUUUUUCGGCAGAAGAUUCGACGUUUAAGAAGUUGGAAAGCAUGGAGACUUGUACGUCCUUCUUGGCCUUAACUGCCGUGUUGGCAAUUCUUUUAUUAUUGUCUAUUUGUCUGUCCGGAAUACUCUACCGUCACAUACAGCGAUUACGAAUAGAAUCCAAGUUACUUCCGAUUUACUUGGGAUCCACGUCGAAGGUCGUCGAUAGAAAAAAUUUCAAUCCGAAGAAGGAAACGAUCGAAUGUGAAGAUAAGAAGAGGAGCUCGUGCAGAAAAUUUCGACUCGGACACCCGAAAUAUUGA